Scedosporium apiospermum is the source of this 768-nucleotide messenger RNA. RefSeq lists its product as uncharacterized. NCBI's taxonomy places the organism in Eukaryota, Fungi, Ascomycota, Sordariomycetes, Microascales, Microascaceae. Bases 1 to 768 code for a protein of 255 amino acids. The record is from RefSeq and is a predicted model, not a curated record. The transcript is spliced from 4 exons.
AUGGCCGUGGGGAAUCUCACCGCACCUGAAAUCGGGUGUACCGAUCUUAUCAAAGCCUGCCGCGAGGCUGCCGCCGUAGGAGAUCCAGAGAGCGUCGGAGACAACGGAUCUGUCAACGAACCCUGUGUCGCUGCUAGUACGGUGUGCUUCGGGAUAGUCCAGGGGGCUUACACCGAAGUUUCCAAUCGAAACGCAUUCGAUAUAUCUCUGAUCAAACCCAGCGUCUAUCCUCCCGAGUACUCAUUUGCCUUCUUCAACCAACGACGGGUCAAGGAGGAUCUUGGAGCCCCUGUCAAUUUCUCAAUCAGCGAUCCAAAUGUGGUUCAAACCUUUUUCGGUACCACUGACGACCCGAUGCGUCGGGAUAUCAGCUCCCUAGAACACGUCUUAAACAGUGGAUUGAUUGUCGCCAUGUACUAUGUGAUCUGGAUUACAGGUGUAACUGGUUUGGUGUCGAAGAAGUUUCGCUCGGGAUGGAAUACCCCGGAUCUUCUUCGUUCCGGUCCGCCGGCUUUCCACAUCUUCGACCUAGCGAUGGGAGGAAAGGACGUAGCCACCGGUCAGCUUAAUGCCUUAGAAAGUUACAAGUCAGAAGGACCUCCUUCUGUGCGUCACGUCACUGCCAAGGCUCCAGAAUCCCUCGCCCCAGUCUGCUACGUCUUUGACAUCCAGCUAACCUGCACACCCAACCAGAUCCAGGCAUUGGCUGAUGGCUCUGCUGUUGUGCACAACUUUAUUGUCGUCGAGCCCCGUGCCGAAAGUGGAUGA